UUCACUUCAUGUCACCAGCUCAAAGACAGAGACAAGGAAACAUGUUGUGUCCGAGGGGUUUCACCGUUUUCUUCUCCUUCAUGGUCCUCCUCAAUGUCCAGUCAAGCCAUGGCGCUGAGAUUAUUGAUGGGAACGAGGUGCGGCCCCACUCGAUGCCUUACAUGGCUCUGCUGCAGAGCAACACACCGAUCUGUGGAGGGAUACUGAUCAAUCCAUCGUGGGUCCUGACUGCUGCCCACUGUAAAAACAUCAAGACGGUGUUGCUGGGGGUGCACUCCAUCAAAGCAAAUGAAAAGAAAUCCAGGCAGGUCCGAAAGGUUAAGAAGUCAGUUCCUCAUCCCUCCUACGAUGCAAAAGAUUUGGUCAAUGACCUCAUGUUGCUCAAGCUUGACAAAUCGGUGAGGAAAACCAAGACAGUGGAACCUUUCAAGCUGGGUAACACUGUCAAGGAUCCAGCAGCUGGCAGCAGCUGUCUGGUGGCUGGAUGGGGGAAAACGAACAACGUUGUCAAUAAAAUGUCAGACGUCCUCAUGUCUGUCAAUGUGACUGUGAUCGACAGAGUGAAGUGCAACUCUCCCGACUACUACAACCGCAAACCUGUCAUCACCAGUGGCAUGAUAUGUGCUGGUUCUGAUGGCAAAAACCAUGCCGACAGCUGUCAGGGGGAUUCAGGAGGCCCACUGUUGUGCGGUCAAGGUCUAGUUGGAGUCACUUCUUUCGGAAGGAAGUGUGGCCAGACUAAAAAGCCCGGGGUGUACACUUUCCUCUCAGAAAAACAUCUCAACUGGAUCAAAAAGACAAUGAAGAAGAAAUGAAAUAUAAUCAGCCCCCACUGUUAAUGAAUUUGUAUUUGCAAAUUUACCACUUCUAUCUUCGGACUUCUUUUGUGCUCGAUUCACUUUAUCCUAUAUUCAUGUGAUAAUUAUAGGCUCUUCAUAGAUAUCUGCGUCUGCUGCAAUAAAACAAGACAUAACAUUUUUAAAAAAAUUAUUGUUAUUGAGACCAAUAAGCCAUCUUUAGCAUAAACGCAAAACACCACAGCGGCAUUAUUCAACCUGUCAACCAGACAGAUUCACCACUUCCUGCAUCAAAGGCAUAAACUGAUACUGAGGCUUCAGCUCAAGUCUCUUGGUUUUGUCUUAAAGGUCACUUCUCAGGCUGAAUUAUUUCCUCACCACUGAUCGAUGUUCUUACUGCCUGAAAACCACACACAAUGACAUUUUCCCCUGUCAUAAAGGCAGAGUCAGAAAUAUAAAAGGCAUCUUAUCUUUUGUUCUUUCUUUUUUCAUAUUGUAGAACUAUAUCUCUUUCAAAAUACCUUCUCAUUUCUGUAGCUCACACCUCACAUCUCUUUGUGUUUGUGUUUCAGUUCUCUGGUUUCAUGUUGUGCAAGAUCAGUGAUCAAAAUAAAAACAGAAUAUUUUC
Messenger RNA from Seriola aureovittata, 1425 nucleotides. Its product is annotated as granzyme A-like. The record is from RefSeq and is a predicted model, not a curated record. NCBI's taxonomy places the organism in Eukaryota, Metazoa, Chordata, Actinopteri, Carangiformes, Carangidae. The coding region runs from base 9 to 815 and encodes 268 amino acids. Gene Ontology annotation, biological process: proteolysis. The transcript is spliced from 5 exons. Gene Ontology annotation, molecular function: serine-type endopeptidase activity.